GCGUGUGAUUUACUUGCUAAUUUUCUUUUUUUUAUUAUUUACCCAUUUUAUUUUAAUAAAGAAUUUAUUUAAACCUUUACCAACUACUUGUUUUAUUUUAUUUCAUAAUUUUAAUUAAUAAAUUAUCGCAAUUUUAAUUUAAUUGGCUAAAUAUUUCUUUUAAUAUUGUUUAGAUUUGGAUGAUGAUGCUUCAAAUUCGCUUGAUUUAUUGCGGGAGUCAUCGACUAGCCGUGGACCUGCCAAAAGAGGCAGACCUCGUAAAGACCCAAGGACUGCUCCAAGAACGUCGAUGAAAAUAGUAGGUAAAAUUACUGAAGCCAUUAAUAAUCACCAAGGACAACCUAUUUUGUAUGCUUCCACCACUAAAGGUACCAUGAAAUUAGUGGUAGAUGGUCAUCAUUUCCGCUAUUCAUUCCGUAAGGGUAAAUAUACUAUAUUCCAGUGUUGCUACAAAGAAAACAAAGAGGAAUGUUUAGUGCGUGUGGUUACCGAUCAAAAACUGGUGUAUCCCUUGGAUGGCGAGCAUAUACAUUUCGUACAGGCCACUGAUAAAAGUGUGACUUCUGUAAAAUUUACGCCCGGCGAGGAACCAGAGCCGGAAUUUGUGACUAUAACAGAUGUUCAGCAUAUUGAAGCACCAGUUCAGUCUGAACAAGAACAUGUUACUUUAAAUAUUGGAGAUUUAAUACCACAACCCAUACAGUCUAAUGUUAAGUUGGAGAAUGCACCAUCACAAGAAACAUUGGAAUUUAGCUCAGAAUUAAGUAGUGAAAAGUCACCGGAGGUUACCAAGUCAAAGGAAGUAACUCCGGCCGAAGAUCCCAAUGAGUUUCGUGAGAAGAUUAAAAAACGUUUACAAAAGGCCUUGUUAGGCAAAAAGAAAUAAAAAAAGUUGUGUGGGGCACCUGGGGAAAUGUAAAAUCGG
Lucilia sericata (common green bottle fly) is the source of this 925-nucleotide messenger RNA. Its product is annotated as modifier of mdg4. The record is from RefSeq and is a predicted model, not a curated record. The transcript has a single exon. Lineage: Eukaryota; Metazoa; Arthropoda; Insecta; Diptera; Calliphoridae. The coding region runs from base 290 to 886 and encodes 198 amino acids.